AUGACUUUCACCGGUGUGCUACACAUCGCGGCUCUGUUCAUGGUGCAAGUGGAUUUUCCAGGAGCUGGCAGUGAAACCGUAACCCUAAAGGAAGGAGAGGACCUAAAUCUCCGCUGCACCCUCAGCAGUGACGGCAAUUCUGCCUGGGGGUGGUUAAACCCUCGGGGGUUUACACUGUUUCUGAACGACCAGCGGGCUUUGAGAGAUCAGCGGUACAAGCUUAUCCAUUAUUCAAAGGAUGAAUUAUCCAUCCAACUGCCUAACAUAACAGUGCAUGAUGAAGGCGUAUACAAAUGCUUCUACUACAGCAAACCACUCAAAAGCAAGACGAUGACUGUUGAGGUAUUAGCUGCUCCUUCUAAUCCAGUACUGGAAGCAUCCAGAGACACAGAAAGAAGCAUUACACUGUCUUGCUAUACCCAAGGAUGUAAACCACAGCCCCAGAUUACCUGGCUGUUGGACAACGGGAUAGAGCUCCCUGGUGACACUAAGCACAAGCUAGAAGCUGAUGGGAAGAAAUGGACCACAACCAGCACGCUGACAAUCCUCGCCUAUGGGCCCAAUUCAACAGCCAGCUGCAUCGUGCGCCACCAAGCUUUAGGAGGAGAGAAGCUGAUGGAGUCGUUCCGGUUUGAGGACCUCCCUAGGACAGCAACAAAACCAAAUCCUGCACCAACUGCACUAGAGGUGGAGACACGUGUCUCUGAGAAUGAGCAAUCUACAGUGUGUCUUCUGAUUUUUGUCUUGUGUUUGGGGGGGGUUUCUUUAGGAUCCAAACAACCAACCGUCCCUUCUGCAGUACCAGAGGAUCCAGUAGUCACCAGCUCAACAUCAACACCAACCCAGCAAAACCUCCAACCAGAUGUCACAUCUACUUGGACUGAAACAGCAUUCAGUGGCAAUGUCACAGAAGAGGAACUUCCCAGAACAGAAGCCCCACUACCAAGUGAAAAUGUAACUGUGAUUUCCAUCGUCACCUUCGAGCAAAAGCUGAAACCUGAAGACAUCAGAAAGAAGGAGAAUAAUCUCUUGCUGCCAAUCUUGGUGGCUGCUCUGAUUUUCGUGCUGCUCAUCAUUGUCCUGCUUUUUAUGAGGAAGCUGAAAAAAGCUCAUGCAGUGUGGAAGAGAGAAACUGAUGUUUCAGAGCAGACGCUGGAGAGUUAUAAAUCCAAAUGUAAUGAAGACAGUCCGGGCCACGAGAAGAAUGGACACGCUGUCAGUCAGAAGUCCAACAUGCAAUACAUAACAGAAGGAUAUGUGGAAAAAACGCAGAAGACCCCAAGAGACAAAAGCAUUGCAAUAAGUGAGAAACUCUUUGGAUGUGGACGGGAAACGGAUGUAUAGCGAUGUGCAAAUCUGUACAAUGUGCAGGAACACCACUCUUUCCUGAUAUUUAUAUUACAGCAUUCAGAUGUCAAUAUGAUUUCAAGGAGCAGAAGUACAAACAGCUACCCUCAAUCCAAAAGCCAAUUUAGACUGCUUUUCCGUAAACAGUGGGACAGGUAGAUGGGACCGGUGCUCCUAGAACCUGUUAGCAAUGAACACUCCGAUUUACCUGUAAUCCUCAGAGGAUUUAAUUAACCACUCCCAGAAAGAGAGUUCAUCGACCCCACCUCAGGUCCUAUCAGCAGUUAGAGUCCUGGCAAGGGAACGUGCAAUUAGCCCCAAGGACCGCAGGGUGUGAAGGUUUUCAUGUAAUGCUUCGGCCACCUCCUCUGCAAGCAUGGGACUGAGUGGGAAACCCUGGGAGGUGCAACCCAGCCGGGACAUGUCUUACUUCAUUCUGACCCCAGAACUGGACAGCCAGCUGUAUUUAGCCAAGAAAAAAAACACCGUGUCCAAGGCACGCACAAAAAAAGGGGUUGUCCCCCUUGCUAGGGCUUCAGCCUCCGUUUCUCACCUGCACAACAAUAACAUCACUCUCUGCUGUGCACGGCUGCAUCAGCGCCGGUCUGCGAGGGGCUCCGACACCAAAGCGUUUGGGGAGUUACAGCUGCCACGUCGCGUGAGCUGCCAGGGGUGUCACUGGGAACAGGGACGCCUUCAAACGAGGGGCUGCCAAAGGCGAAGCGGAAGGGCAGUGGUAC
Messenger RNA from Phalacrocorax carbo (great cormorant), 2087 nucleotides. NCBI's taxonomy places the organism in Eukaryota, Metazoa, Chordata, Aves, Suliformes, Phalacrocoracidae. The record is from RefSeq and is a predicted model, not a curated record.